Molecule: messenger RNA, 1002 nt
Organism: Penicillium antarcticum
Lineage: Eukaryota; Fungi; Ascomycota; Eurotiomycetes; Eurotiales; Aspergillaceae
Product: basic secretory family protein
Exons: 1
Coding region: 1-1002 (333 amino acids)
Source: RefSeq, a predicted model, not a curated record
AUGACAAGCUCAGCGCCUUCACCUUUCGCCACCGCAAUCCCCAACAUGAACUACCAGCGCGAACCGCCAAAAACAGAAGAAAAGCAAACCCAAAUAAGUCUCACAAAGCCCAAGUCCAAGACCCUGCAACCACAACCCAAGCUCCGCCUACACGUCGAAGACCUCCGGCACCCAGCCUCAAGCAUCUUCCUCGCCUUCAUCCCAGACAUCGGCUCAACACUAGACACGGCCUUGAGCAACAUAAUCAAGCACCUAUACACGUCACCAAAACCAGAGUCAGAAGCAAAUACAUUCAAUCCCUCAAGACCAGCACCACAUACACCGCAUUUCACGCCUAGCAUUCCAUCAACCCGCUCUGUGACAGUCUUCCUCCGCGACUAUAGUGGCGUGGCUUAUACAACGGGCACGGAGCUAGAUGAUGCACACAAAGAGAUCCAUGUCUCGCUUCCCUAUGUGCAGUAUUGUACCUCCAAGGAUAAUCCGCUUCAUGAGUUAGUUGGCGUUCUAACGCAUGAGUUGGUCCAUUGUUAUCAGCAUACUGCUCCGCCGCCAGCUGAUGACAAAGAAGGCGAUGGCGAGGGCGAUGAUGAGGGUGAUAUUCCACGUCCACCAGGUGGCUUGAUAGAGGGCAUUGCCGAUUUCGUGAGGCUGAAGUCUGGGCUUGAGCCGCCUCAUUGGAAAAAGCCUCAGUCUAAGGAGGGGAGGUCUGAGAAGUGGGAUUCGGGCUAUCAGCAUACGGCUUUCUUUUUGGCUUGGCUUGAGGAUGUUAGGGUUGGGAAGGGGGCUGUUGGGAUGCUUAAUGAUCGGUUGCUUAGGGUUGGGUAUGUUGGUGAGGACGAAGAAGGGAAUGAAGCUGUGGGUGGUCGUGUUGGAUUUUGGAGGGGCUUGUUUGGGACUGGAGUUGCGGACCUGUGGGAAGAGUAUGGGUGUUAUUUGGAUGAUCCGGCUUGUGCUGAGAGGGCUGGUGGGAAUUGGGAGGAUGAGAUUGUGAAUCCGGAGUAA